Molecule: messenger RNA, 303 nt
Organism: Lonchura striata (white-rumped munia)
Lineage: Eukaryota; Metazoa; Chordata; Aves; Passeriformes; Estrildidae
Source: RefSeq, a predicted model, not a curated record
GGUUUCGAGGUGACCGCGCUGGUCCGGGACCCCUCUCGGCUGCCCCCCGGCCCCUCCCCCGCGCGGGUGGUCGUGGGGGACGCGCGCCCCACCACGGUGAUGUCGGACGCCACCAGAACCAUCGUGGAGGCCCUGGUGGAGCACGGGGUGCCCAAGGUGGUGGCGUGUCUGUCCGCGUUCCUGCUGUGGGAGCCGCAGCGGGUCCCGGAGCGGCUGCGGGCGGUGACCGAGGAGCACCGGCGCAUGGAGCGGAUCCUGCGGGCGGCGCCGCUGCGCUGGGUGCUCGCCAUGCCCCCGCACAUC